AACAUAUUAACGACAGAUUUAUCAAGAAAAUUAUCGUGUGAAAAUUUAACUGUUAAAAUGAUUUUUAUUAAUAAAUUAUAAUAUGAAUAGACAAUAUGGAGGUUGCGGCCAAUGUUUGGAAAGUUAAGAUAUUUAGACGAAAAAAUAAAGAAGUAGAUGAUAAAAAAGAAGUAAAUGAGAAUGCAAACGGGACAUGUAGCACGUGUCGCUACGUGAAAUCUAAAACUUGCGGCAGUAAAGAAGACGGCUUAAGGUGCAAGAAAUCUCCUCCCAUACCUGAUCAUUCCUUCGAGGACUUUAAACAAUCCCUCAGUAGAGAUUGUUCUAGCUGUUGCGGCACCGUCCUUGAGUUUUUCAAGGAAGCCUUCAAAACCAUUCAAGGGAACCCUAAGAGUAGGGUGUGCGAUGUCCUCGGUGAAAUGAGCGAUUUGUUACUCUCAAUCGCCAAUGAUUGUGUUCUGUUGUUGAGACGAAUUAUUCAAUGUUUUUGUAGUAGUCUACGCUAAAUUAAAGUAUUUAUAAUUGUU
Nymphalis io (European peacock) is the source of this 527-nucleotide messenger RNA. RefSeq lists its product as uncharacterized. The record is from RefSeq and is a predicted model, not a curated record. Bases 96 to 506 code for a protein of 136 amino acids. The transcript has 2 exons. NCBI's taxonomy places the organism in Eukaryota, Metazoa, Arthropoda, Insecta, Lepidoptera, Nymphalidae.